Messenger RNA from Penaeus vannamei (Pacific white shrimp), 867 nucleotides. The record is from RefSeq and is a predicted model, not a curated record. NCBI's taxonomy places the organism in Eukaryota, Metazoa, Arthropoda, Malacostraca, Decapoda, Penaeidae.
GCGCUGCCAGGACGCCCACGGCCGCGGGCGCCGGACGCCAUGUGAGCGGCGCGCGGGCGAAGGCGCGCGAGGGGCCGGCGGGCGGGGGAUGAGUCCGCGCCCCAGGCAGGUCCCAGGGUCGCCAUGGAGGGCCAGGCUGAGCCGGACGGGGCCUCGAGCGACCAGGUGGCCUCCCAGCGCCACGCUCCGAGCCCAGCCGACGCCGCGGAGCACGUGAGAGAGUUCGCGGGCGUGCCGCGGGCGGACCCCUCGGGCACGGCCGUGGCGCACAACGGCCGCGUGUACGUGCACUACUCGACGCAGCCGCGCAGCCAGGCGAUGGACGCCGCCGACCUCGCGCCUGAGACCGACAGCCUCGCCGAAGACACGGAGAGCUCCACCACCACCGUCGUGUGCGACUCGCGCUUCUUCUGCGCGACGCCCGACCUCCCCGAACAGCCCGACUCCCUCGACCCCGACUGCGAGAUGGACGCCCGACCCGACUCGUCCGGCUCCGCCCAGUCCCUCUCGCCGGGGCCCUCCGCGUCGGGGGGCAACUCGCCCGAGCCCGACGCGGCGGAGCUCGGCCAGAACAGCCACGCCGCCCGACGCAGCCCGACCACGGCGCCCGCGCCCAAGAAGGCCGCCGCGGAGCACGAGACGCGCGUCGCCUCGCCCAGUCCGCUGACGUCGCCGCCGCCCGACGCCGAGGGGGAGCUGUCGCCGCUCCCGCACAACUCCAUCACGACAGACGAGGAGCGAGUGUGAGGUCCUCCAGCCCCUCCUUCUCGUCGGGUAUGUCAGCUUCCAGCGGGCAUGCGGGUACUCCUGACCUCCCCGAAGAACAAGUAUCCGCUUACCUCGAUCGACAUCCGCAUGUGGUGGAGA